This is a messenger RNA of Helianthus annuus (common sunflower), 906 nucleotides long. RefSeq lists its product as uncharacterized. The transcript has a single exon. The record is from RefSeq and is a predicted model, not a curated record. Lineage: Eukaryota; Viridiplantae; Streptophyta; Magnoliopsida; Asterales; Asteraceae. The coding region runs from base 1 to 906 and encodes 301 amino acids.
AUGCAGUUGAGGUCGCUUAUCAGAACUCAUGUUUGGUCAAAAAUAGGCAAUGGAGCUAAUACUUCAGCCUGGUAUGACUAUUGGUGUGAUUUGGGUCCUUUGGGAGAUUUUUUGUCUCCCAGAACCAUUACUGAUGCUGAUUUUAGAUUGAAGGACUCGGUGGCUAACGUUUAUUCGAAUGGUAUUUGGACCUGGCCCGUAGCAUGGAGAGAUCUUUUUCCGGUUCUUAUUCAACUUGACCAAGUGCAUUUAAAUCCGGCUAAACUUGAUAGACUAUUAUGGCGAGAUGGUGAUGCUAUAAAUGAUUUCUCUACGUCGGCUGUCUGGCAUUCGGUUCGGCACUCGGAACCUGAAGUGAAUUGGUGUAGUGUUGUUUGGUUUGCUCAAUGCGUUCCUCGGCAUGCCUUUAUGAUGUGGUUGAUCAUUAAAGGUAAAUUACUUACACAUGAUAAAAUUCUACAAUGGGAUUUUUCGCGAAGAAAGAACAUGAACAUGAUGUGUUGUCUCUUAUGUUAUGAGAAUUAUGACUCGCAUACUCACUUAUUUUUUGAAUGCAAAUAUUCAUCUCAAGUUUGGAGUAUAGUCCGUCAAAAAGUGGGUAUGAGUUCUGUUCGGCCGAGAUGGGUGGAUAUUGUGGAUUGGCUUCUUGUUCGGGCGAGAUCAAAAUUGGUAACGGUUUAUGUUGCAAAACUUAUGGUUGCGGCAACUUCAUAUUACAUAUGGCAAGAAAGGAAUGCAAGGUUAUUCAAAAAUCAGGUAAGACCUCCGGAGAAACUGAGUGAAAUUAUUAUAAUGACGGUUAGAUACAAGUUGAUGGGAGCGAAACUAAAGAAUAAUGAACGAGUGCGGAAGUUGCUUGGAGAAUGGGAGAUUCAUGGGAUAGCAAAUAACGAUGAUGGAGGCUGA